GUCUGGGAGUGGUGACUAAGGAAUGCAUGCGCUACAAAAAGUAGAUAUUCAUGUUUUGCGCUUUAUAUUACGAAUACCUCGUCUGGGUACCAUAAUUACAUCUAGAUUAGGCUAAAUCCGUAUGCUACAUCGAAAUAUGUAUUCUAGAUGAAAUAUUUCUAGCAUAAAACAUGACCUUGAUGCGCGUAUGAACUCUGGCGGCCGCGAGGCGCAGCUGUUUCCCGCCAAGUCACCCGCCAUUAGUUGGUGAUCUUGGCGUGGGGUGUGGGGCGCGCGGUUGCAUUUGAAUUUGAAAAAGGGGUGUAACCCGGCAAGCGCGUAGGUGUGUGUGCGACAAAGUGUUCUGAAAGCGUGUUGACGCUUGAAAAUGCACCUGAAAGUCGCCGAUAAGGAUGGAGUGGGCGAUUUACCCGGCAGCCACGAGAGCGAGAUCGGGGUUACCGGAGACGUGGAAAGAUACCUGAGUUCGGGCACGGUGUGUGCGCAGCCUGCCUCUCUGGAGCAGGAGAAGCGCAUUCGUCGCGAGGUGGCCAACAGCAACGAGCGACGACGCAUGCAGAGCAUCAACGCCGGCUUCCUGGCAUUGCGAGCCAUGCUGCCGCAGCGCGAGGGCGAGAAAUUGAGCAAGGCGGCGAUUCUGCAGCAGACCUCCGACUUCAUCUGUAAUCUGGAGCAGGAGAAGGCGCACCUGCUCACCCAGAACUGCCAGCUGAAGCGACUGCUGGGGCCGCAGUCGUCGGGCGGCUCCGAGUCGCCGGACCCGGCGGCCGGCGCUGCGGACAGCCCGCCGCCGCCGCCGGCACCGCCCCAGUCUGCGGUGCCCCGCUCCGCCUCCCAGGAGGAGCUGACGACGGGGGAGUCGGCGCACCGGCCGCCGUCCGCGCCGCAGGAGCCGCAGCUGCUCACACUGCGCAUGGAGCUGCAGGAGCUGCGCGCGCAACUGGAGCGCGAGCGACUGCAGCGGCUGGCGGCUGAGGAGCGGCUCCGGCAGACCGAGGAACAACAGCAGCAGCAACAACAGCAGCAGCAGCAGCAACAGCAGCGGGUGCACAUGCGGUUCAAGAAGCCGCGGCUGGAGCCGGCGGCGUCACCACAGCUGGUGAUGAGCGAACAGCAUGUGAUGGUGUCGGAAGAAACCGUCCACCCGCCGCCGCCACCGCCGCCAGUGGCCCCUCGCAGGCCAAUGUACUUGAGCUCGACAACAUCGCGUCAGAACCUGGACACGAUCGUGGAGGCGAUCCGUCACCUGGAGGGCGACCAUCUGUUCGGUGACUGCGCGGAGCCGAGGCCGGCGCGAAUCGAGCCGGUCCACACCCGCCUGGAGCCCCAGCUGCCCGCCCGCGUGGAGCCCAUCCAGACUCGGCUCGAACCCAUCCAGACCAGGCUAGACCCGAUCCAGACCCGACUCGAGCCGAUCCAGACUCGCCUGGAGCCGCUGCAGCUGCACGUGGAGUCGCUCCCAAGCCACCUGGAGUCCGCUCACCCGCGGCUGGAGCCGCUUCACCUGGAGCUCCAGCAGCCCUGUCUGGAGCUGGAGCCGCAGGAGGCGCCGCUGGAGCUGACCACCCACGCGCGCAGCUCAGCCUCCGAGCAGUACCGGCCGGCAGUGAUCAUAUCGCAGCACCCGCCGCCACCGCGCCACUAACCCAGCGGCGAGCGGGACGGGACGGAGAGAGAGAGCGACAGUCUGCAUUUACCGCAGUCCAGAUACACGAGCUUGGAGACUGGACGGCGGCCGGGCCGGACUACUCAGGUGGUUGGAUGAGAGGACGCGAGACGCCGGUGACGGUGACGAUUCGGUGCGGUGUAGUGUGAACCCGAGUGAAUGUGACUGACUUGUGUGGAGAGUGCACUACGCGUAUGCGCUUUGUAUGCCAUGUAUAGGGCUGAUUCUAUAUUCUCUCGGUCGGACGGAUUUGUUACUUUGUCGGCGCGGUCUGGCGGCCGGCCGGCCGAUACCGUUUUCUGCUGGACAAUAUGUGAUGUUACAUGUGUUUGAAUAUGUUCAGUGACUAGGACCUCGCAUUAUUCUAGCUGCCGUGAGCGCGCAUGAUUCUUGUAAUACAGUAUUUGUUCACAUGGGCAAAA
This is a messenger RNA of Amphibalanus amphitrite, 2088 nucleotides long. RefSeq names its product transcription factor AP-4-like. The coding region runs from base 368 to 1645 and encodes 425 amino acids. The transcript has 4 exons. Lineage: Eukaryota; Metazoa; Arthropoda; Thecostraca; Balanomorpha; Balanidae. Gene Ontology annotation, cellular component: nucleus. Gene Ontology annotation, biological process: regulation of transcription by RNA polymerase II. Gene Ontology annotation, molecular function: RNA polymerase II cis-regulatory region sequence-specific DNA binding; DNA-binding transcription factor activity, RNA polymerase II-specific; protein dimerization activity. The record is from RefSeq and is a predicted model, not a curated record.